AUGGCAAGGUUCAUCCGCAAAAUCUGCCCGACGGCGGAUAUCUACAUCAUCAAGGCUAUCAACCACGCUGUCGACUGCGGAGCCAGGGUCAUCUCCAUCUCCUGGUCUGUCAGACGGCCAGAAGACGAGGUGCUGCGAAAAGAGUUUGACGAGGCCAUUUCCAGGGCCGUCCGACACAAGACCAUCAUGUUAUGCGCGUCGAGUGACCAGGGCAAGACGGGAGAUGACGAAACCUACCCCAAACACGCCGAUCAGGAAAACAUCAUCCGCAUCGGCGCUGCCACCGCCAUGGGCAACAACGCCCAAUACGUCGACGAGCACAGGAUCGACUUUCUCUUUCCUGGCCACAAGAUCCCCCUCAAGGGGAGCAACCCGGACAAGGAGCUAGGAUACGUCCAUGAGGGUUCUUCGGUCGCCACGGCCAUCGCCGCCGGACUGGCGACCCUGAUUUUGGAAUGCGUGCAAGUCGGCCACUUUUGGGAGGCGAACAAGCCCCACAGGUCCCAGCACUCGAUCCCGGACCAGGACUCGAUGGAUUCAAAGGCCAUCAGGGCCGGGUUCGCGAGCAUGGUCAGGUCGAAUUCGCGAUACCUUUGGGUCUGGGAGACUUUUCGCCCCCAAGUCUGUGAGAGCAUCACGGAUGGAGGGCGCGAUGAUCACUUGGACGAGGUGGCAAAGUUGGCGAAGAGCUUUUUAUUCUGA
Messenger RNA from Fonsecaea nubica, 702 nucleotides. RefSeq lists its product as hypothetical. Gene Ontology annotation, biological process: proteolysis. Lineage: Eukaryota; Fungi; Ascomycota; Eurotiomycetes; Chaetothyriales; Herpotrichiellaceae. Bases 1 to 702 code for a protein of 233 amino acids. Gene Ontology annotation, molecular function: serine-type endopeptidase activity. The transcript is spliced from 2 exons. The record is from RefSeq and is a predicted model, not a curated record.